UAAACAAUAAAACUACAAACAAAAUAAUUGUUCGUAUUAUUGACAUGCUAAAAAUGACAAAUGUGCCGUUGCCGAAAAUGCUUAGAUUCAGCAGCAGCAGCAGCAGCGGCAAAAACAGCGCAGCAGCAGCGAAAAAGACUCGGCAUAAUGGAUUAGCCGCCGUCGCAGCUGCGUCGCUGCGCUGCGCAGUCGACGAUACGGACGAAUCCGAUGAGGAUUCUGAAUCCGAACUGGAUAUCGAAGAGGUUCACGAUGCAGAUGCCGAUGAUGAUGAUGAUGAUGAUGAGGUUGUGCUGCAGAUCGACAGUGAGGACGAGGCUGAGUUGGAGGCGCAACGCAUACGCCUGGAUGAUAUUAAAGCAGCCGCCGCCGCCGCCGCAGCAGAGACGCAGGUCAGUAACGGUAAAGUGACGACGGCGUCGCGCAAACCGCGUGGGCGUCCGCCGGGCAGCACAAACAAAAACAACAACAAAAAUCAGAAUCAGAACCAGAACCAGAACCAGAACCAGCGAAACAAAAACAAACGCAAAUACUCAAAGAGCAGCUGCGCAAGCGUUGCUGCCGCUGUUCCGCCCGCUCCCAUCUGCGCCCCCGCUCCCUCAUCGAUUGUUGCUGCCAAAAUAUAUGCGGAUGAGAAAACGCAUCGUCUGAUUUACAGUUGCGUUGAGUGCUCCCUGCUCUAUGGCGAUGCUCAGGCGCUCGCCCACCACUGGCACGAGGAGCACCAGUCACGGAUGAGGCAAACGUCAGUUAAACUGGAGCCACCUAUCGAGCUGAGUGAGGGCCUCAAACUGAGUGACAUGAAAUGCUGUGCGCAACUUUUGUUGCUGAGGCGCAGUGCGGACGAGGAUGAGGAUCAGGAUCAGGAUCAGGGAGAGAGGGAACAGCAACAGCUGUUGUGCUCCACUUGCGAUGCACAAUUUGAGCAAGGCAAGCAGCUGCAGGCGCAUCUCAGCGAGCAGCAUGGCAUCUGUAAGCUGCUGGUGCCCAAGCGGGAGCCCAGCGAACCCAUGGUCAGCAUACCAUGUGAUGGGGCCAGCAGUAAGUCAAUGCCGGUGCCGGCAGUCGAGCUGCCAGAGACGCCGCCGCCGGAGAAGGAGACGGCGGAUAAAGAUGAUCUCGCAAUGAUUAGUGCUAUGGUGGCGGAAAUAACAGCCGAGCGUAGUCCCAAGGUCAAGAAGAUGGUUAUCAAGCUGCCAGUGGGUAAGCGUGGAGGACGCACGCGCAAGACGAAGGAGCAGAAACCAAAGCAGGAGCAGCAGCUGGAGCAGGCAAAGCAAGAGCAGCAGGCGAGUCAAAAUGGCAAACGCAAACGAGCACGCAAAGCACAGAAGCCAAUCGAAGGGGGGAAGGAGAAGGAGGAGCAAGUGGAGGAGCAGAAGAAGGAGCAGCACGCGAAGCAAGAUAAGCUGGAGGAAAAGCAGGAAAUCAAGGAGGAAACAGAGCCGAGACGCGUGCGCAAAGCACGCAACUUUGUGGACUACGUGGUCGAUGUGAAAGAUGAGGAUGAUGACGAUGACGACGACGAAGAAGAUAAGGACACGGAGGCCGAGUGCACAACGCCACAAAAUAGCUCCACAGAUGACAGCCUUGCGGCUGCCUCCUCCAUCAAGCGUGAAUCCUCCGAGGAAUCGCAGCGCAAUGGCAAUGGCAACGGCAACGGCAGCAGCAGCAGCGGCCAGCACACGUGCAACUUUUGCAGCAAACCCUUUCAGCGUUUCUCCCGACUGCAGGAUCAUCUGCGUCUCCACACCGGCGAGAAGCCGCAUGUGUGUGGCCAGUGCGGACGGGCGUUCCGCCUGAAGAUGCGCAUGGUGGAGCACCAGAUGCGCCAUCGCACCGAGAAGGCAUUCAAGUGCGAGCUGUGCGGUCUGCCGCUGGCCACCAAACAGGACAUGACGCUGCAUAUGCGGCAUCACAAGAACGAUCGUCGCUACAAGUGCGAUCGGUGUGGCAAGGGAUUCGUGCGCAGCUCCGAUCUGGCCAUACACGUGCGCGUCCAUACCGGCGAGAAGCCGUACAGCUGUGACCUGUGCGGCAAGGCGUUCCGUGCCCGCCAGAAUCUCAUCGUGCAUCGGCGCACGCAUCUCGGCGACAAGCCCAUCCAGUGCGAGAUGUGCGACAAGCGUUUCUCCCGCAAAAUCGAUAUGCGUGUCCACAUGCGACGGCACACGGGUGAGAAGCCGUUUAUCUGCACUGCCUGUCAGCGUGGCUACUCCUCCCGUGUCAACUUGCAACGGCAUCAGCAGCGCGAACAUGGCGGCGACUUAACUAUAGUGCCGCAAUCGAAGCAGCCGGCGCCAGCGAAGCCUGCAGCGCGUCGUCCGCGUCGCGAGAAGCUGCAGGAGAAGAUUGCCGCGCAGGAGAAGCUGCUGAAUGAGCUGAAGCGUAGCCUCAGUACGCUCACCGACAUCGCCGAGGAGUCAGCGCCAGCAACGCCGGCAGCUGUUGAGGAGGAGAAGCACACCAUAACGGAACUGUCCGCAGCAGAUGCAGGCGCUGGCACUGUGGCGCAGGUGUCGGUUACAGUCUCGAUGCACGUGGAGCCGGCGAAGGGGGACGACGAUGAGGAGAUCACCCCGGAGAAGGAGAAUGCGCUGUCCAGCGGUUCAGCAGUGGACGCCGCAUCCGGCAAUGGCAAGACGAAGGCCAAUCGCAAGAUAACCAGCUACUUCACCGUUGUUGGGCAACAGGCGGAAAUCUAAAGACUUAUCAGCAUCAAAUCCAAUCCAAUCCAAUCCAAUCCACAAAUCUUACUCAUUAGCAUUAAGAUGCAAACUGUACUUGAAAACUUUCUAGUUUAGUUUGGACACCUCGCGCAGACUUGGAGACGAUUUCACUUUCUUUAUAAGCUUUUCAAUUUUGCAGGGAUUAAGUAUUCUUCAUAUGUAUACAAAACUUAUUUUUACGAGGAUGAACACACUAAGAAGCGAUAGAUGAAGAAGAUGAACCAGCCAAGACAAAACACUUUAUUUCGCAUUUAAUUUACCAUUUAACGAACAGAAAAGACUACGUUUUAAAAGCAUUAAUUGUACGAAAGAAACAAAAAACAAAAACAAAAAUCAAAAAACAAAACAAAAGAGAA
Molecule: messenger RNA, 3085 nt
Organism: Drosophila grimshawi
Lineage: Eukaryota; Metazoa; Arthropoda; Insecta; Diptera; Drosophilidae
Product: zinc finger protein 37
Exons: 2
Coding region: 45-2705 (886 amino acids)
Biological process (GO): regulation of transcription by RNA polymerase II
Molecular function (GO): DNA-binding transcription factor activity; RNA polymerase II cis-regulatory region sequence-specific DNA binding
Source: RefSeq, a predicted model, not a curated record